Messenger RNA from Microtus oregoni (creeping vole), 2992 nucleotides. RefSeq names its product zinc finger protein 2-like. The record is from RefSeq and is a predicted model, not a curated record. Gene Ontology annotation, molecular function: RNA polymerase II cis-regulatory region sequence-specific DNA binding; DNA-binding transcription factor activity, RNA polymerase II-specific. Gene Ontology annotation, biological process: regulation of transcription by RNA polymerase II. Lineage: Eukaryota; Metazoa; Chordata; Mammalia; Rodentia; Cricetidae. The transcript has 5 exons. The coding region runs from base 54 to 1328 and encodes 424 amino acids. Gene Ontology annotation, cellular component: nucleus.
GUGUGGCCUUACCCGGUACCCAGCGCGCUUACGGAAGGACACCAUAGGAGGGAAUGGCUGCAGUGUCUCCACCUACUAGAUGCCAGCCUUCUGUGACAUUUGAGGAUGUGGCCGUGACUUUCACGGAUGAAGAGUGGAGGCAUCUGCUUCCUGUGCAGAGGGCGCUCUACAAGACUGUGAUGCUGGAAAACUAUGAGAACAUCAUCUCACUGGGGCUUCCUGUUCCUCGACCUGACGUGAUUCUUCCAUUUCUUCAGUUGAAGAGCAGGGCCGAGCCAUGGACACAGGGGCUUCAUGGAUGUGAGGAGAAAGAAUGGCCAGACAGUGUCUCUCUAGACUGGGAGCCUAAGCCUGAGAUCCUAAAUGCUUCAGCAGGAACCCCGAGAGAUAGCCGUAGAAGACAAAGUCCUCUGUGCACUAAACUGGAAGUUCAGACACUAGCAGGUGGGUUGGAACCAGCAAAGGGAAGUCCUGCAGCAGAGACUUGCAAGAAACGUCUUUCCUUGAACGGAAGCUUGCAGCGAAGGCCAGCCCUAUCCAGGAAAGCCCUCGCUAAACACCAAGACCAGGAAUGUAGUGACUGCGGGAAGACCUUCUUUGACCAUUCGUCACUCCUCCGUCACCAGAGGACUCACACUGGAGAGAAGCCCUAUGGCUGUCCUGAGUGUGGGAAGGCCUUCAGUCACAGGACCAGUCUCAGCAGACAUCUGAUGUCACACACAGGGGAGAGCCCCUAUGAGUGCAGCGCCUGCGGCAAAGCCUUCUUUGACAGGUCGUCCCUCACUGUGCAUCAGCGGGUGCACACGGGAGAGAAACCUUUCAAAUGCAGCGAGUGUGGCAAAGCCUUCUUUGACAGGUCAUCCCUUACUCGCCACCAGAGAAUCCAUACCGGGGAGAGUCCCUAUGAAUGUCAGCAGUGUGGCAAAGCCUUUAGCCAGAAGAGCAUUCUCACUCGGCACCAGCUGAUCCACACUGGCAGGAAACCAUAUAAAUGCAGUGAGUGCGGAAGAGCGUUCUACGGGGUUUCCUCCCUUAACAGACACCAGAAGGCGCAUGCUGGGGAGCCACACCAUCAGUGCGACCAGUGUGGCAAAGCUUUCUUUGAACGUUCUUCUCUCACAAAGCACCAAAGGAUACACACUGGAGAGAAGCCAUAUGAGUGCAGCGAGUGUGGGAAGGCCUUUAGCCAGAAGUGCCGGCUCACACUACAUCAGAGAGUUCACACAGGGGAGAAACCCUUUGAGUGUAGUGUGUGUGGAAAAGAGUUCAGCUUCAAGUCUUCAGUUAUUCAGCAUCAGAGACGUUAUGCCAAACAAGGGACAGACUGACCAAAGGAGAAGCAUUAGCUACACAAAGGGCCUUCCAUAAGUGUGCUAGGUCUCCAUGUCCUCUACAAACCCUGCAUUUGCUCCUUCUGUCUACUGUGGCUGCUGUCCUGUCCACCUCUGCUCCACAGGGUCUGAGUAGUCAACAUACCUGCUGUGCUACAGAAAGAACUAGUGUGGAGUGCAGAAGCUAAAACCCGAAUCUAGAUUCAAAAUCGUGGGCAGAACUUGCUGUAGCUCAGUGCUAGAAUAGCGCCUAGUAUACACGAGGCCCUCCCUGCUCCUCGACCCCAGCAUGGCAGAAUGUAGUUGGAGAGACUGUCAGCCACAGGAUAAAUGUUAGGAGGGGAACCCCAAGACAUAACUCUAUGAGAACAUAGGCCCGUUGUCACUGCACUGAACUAGAUGCAGGCUAUUACAGGAGGGGAAUAUCACAAUUAUAGGAAAACACCAUUUUCUCUAGAAGUUUCUAUAGUUUUAGUCUUUGUGAAGCUUUUUGGCCUGCAUACCUAGUUGUCUUUUGCCCUAGCAUUUAGCCCUCCUGGUAGUAGUAGUAGUGCUAACACUUAUUAAGAGCUUAUCCUGGGGCAAAUACUCAGCAGAGAAUUGUAGCAGGGCGAGAUUGACUGAUCCUCUAACUAGUCCUUUUGUCUCUCACAGAUGAGCACCAUGAGGUUUGUUCAAGAGAUUAAGGAAUAUAUUCUAGGUGACACAAGGUGAAGCCAGGUGUCUUAGUUACUGUUCUUUUACUGUGUAGAGUCAUACUGACCAGAGCAACCUAUAAAAUUAUUAAUUAAUUAAUUAAUUAAUUAAUUAUGGGCUUGCUUCCAUUUCCAGAGAGUGAGUCUGUGGCAGGGAGCAUGACAACAGAUAGGAGAGCAUGGAGCUGGAGCAGUAGCUGAGAGCUUACAUCUGAUCCACAGGUAGUUGGCCUAGAGAUGGGGAGACACAGACAGACACACUGGUCUUGGCAUGGGCUUUGGAAAAUUCAAAGCUCAUCUCCAGUAACACACCUCCUCGAACAAAGCCACACCCAGGCUACAGAGAUGGCCUAGUGGUUAAGAGCAUUGGCUGUUCUUCCAGAGGUCAUUGGGAGUUUCAUUCCUAGCAACCACAUGGUGGCUCACAGCCUUCUGUAAUGAGAUCUGGUGCCCUCUUCUGGUGUGCAGGCAUACAUGCAGGCAGAACACAUUAUACAUAGUAAAUAAAUAAAUCUUUAAAAGAAAGAUUUAUAAACACAAAGCCACAUCCUUUCUAAAUGUCCCUAAAUUUCUAAUCCCUAAUCUUUUCUAAACACUCCACCAAGUGGAAACCAAACAUUCAAAUACACCUAUGAGCCUUGGGCACGAUUCUCAUUCAAAUCACCACAUUCCAGGCAAGGACAUGAUCAGCUGGCCCUCAUGCUGAGAAACAGGUUUUUUUCCUUUCUGAAUUUUACAGCUGAGCACACUGAAGUUCAGACAGAUUAGUAACACCGUAGAUGGCACAAGGUGAAACAGGGCUUUAGUACGGGUCUCCCUUCAAUGUGUCUACUACAAUGUGUUCUUAAAUUUUGUCUUAUAAUUUAUAUACCUGAAUUAUCUUCUCAGCUGGAUUGUAAGCACUUAGAAGUGUGAUUUCAAAGGUCUCUGAAUCUUACUCAGUGCCUUGCAAACACAGAUGCUCAA